AUGGCCUUGGUUUGCCCUAAAAAACUCUUGAUCGGAGCAGAUCUAGAGAAAUACCUUCGGGUGAGCCGAGACUUUAUAGCUUCGAUGAAGCUCUUGUCGGACCGGUCCCAGAGGGGUUUCUCGGUGAGCCGAGACUUUAUAGCUUCGAUGAAGCUCUUGUCGGACCGGUCCCAGAGGGGUUUCUCGCGGCGGAGCAACGUGGAGGUGAUGGCAGCAACAGCGGCGGCCGCUUGGUCCCUAGGUUCUAUAUUUUUUUUGCGUUUUGUACCGGACAUUUUUGUGAAAUUUAUUUUGGCUUACUUUAUUAACAGUGUUCUCUGGUGGCCAUCUGGAAGACAUGAUAAGUUGAUCAGCAUUGAUGAUGAAAAUCUUUUCUUAUGGACUUUAGAUUGCUCAAAAAAGGCUGCCCAGGCGCAAUCUAAGCAAUCAUCUGGUAUGCUUCAUUACUUAUCUGGUGGUGCAUGGGAUCAACAUGACAUAAAUGCUGUUGCGACAACUUGUGAAUCAUCAGUCCAGUUUUGGGAUCUACGUACAAUGAAGAAGACAAAUGCAAUUGAGUGUGCCCAUAUCCGCAAUGCUAACUAUGAUAUGAAGAACAAUCAUAUACUUGUCACUGCAGAAGAUGAAUCUGGGAUACACAUAUGGGAUAUUAGAAAGCCCAAAAGUCCUGUCAAAGAUCUUCCUGGACAUACGCACUUGACAUGGGCUGUCACUUGUAACCCUGAGUAUGAUGGUCUCUCUCUGAGUGCUGGCACCGACUCAACUGUUAACUUGUGGAUGGCUCCUACAUCCGCCGAAGAUGAGGCAACCUCUGAAAGCAUAGCUGAAUCACCCACUCAGCAGGCUGACCCGCUGCUUAAUUCUUACAGUGAUUAUGAAGAUAGUGUUUAUGGCCUAACUUGGAGUAGUCGCGAACCUUGGAUAUUUGCUUCUCUAUCCUAUGAUGGCAGGGUGGUGGUAGAAUCAGUUAAGCCAUUCCUUUCAAGAAAAUGAAGGUGUUAUUUGUUGUCCCAAUGGGCUAUUCUUUUGGAGAGCUUGUUUCCAAACAGUGGUCAAAGU
Molecule: messenger RNA, 1059 nt
Organism: Hibiscus syriacus
Lineage: Eukaryota; Viridiplantae; Streptophyta; Magnoliopsida; Malvales; Malvaceae
Product: WD repeat-containing protein DWA2-like
Exons: 13
Coding region: 1-993 (330 amino acids)
Biological process (GO): protein ubiquitination
Molecular function (GO): protein binding
Source: RefSeq, a predicted model, not a curated record